UGCCAGAUUUGUUUUGUCGGCUUGCGCUUACCCACUUCAGCAACAAUCAACACCAAACUUUUUCCCCCCAUCUCCUCCCCCUCCCAUUCUGCAUCUCCUUAUCGAUUUGCCAUCUUGCGCGCUGCCACGUCUCAUUGCAGAACCGAGGCGACCCACGGCAGCUUGUGCAUCCUGCAGCUGCACGCGUCUAGAUACGUCACUCAAACCGGCCGCUCCCACCUGAACCCACCUGGGAAGGUCUCGUCGCACCCGGCCUGGUCCGUCAUCUCUUGAGACCACAUCAGUCGUGUCUGAGGCUGCGAUUCCCCAUCUUUAUUUUCUGUCGCGCGAUCCUCAGUCAUCGCCACCAUGUCGGAUUCAGAGAGCGCCGAUUACCUGCAACCGGAGUUCGACCCGUGGUCGCUGACCGUCCCGCGUCUGCGCUCCAUUCUCGUCACCCACAACAUCCAGUAUCCGUCCCAGGCCAAGAAGCCCCAGCUUAUCGAUCUCUUCAACGACCAUGUCCAGCCACAGUCGAAGCAGAUCCUAGCCACCCGCGCCCGGGCGAAGCGCACGAGCAGAGGCAUCGUGGAUGCCGACUCGCGGAGCACGACAAGCACCGAGUUCAAUGACGAGGCGAUGCCGCCGCCGCCGCCCUCCACGAGGCGGUCGCGGUCGCCCAGGAAGGUGACCAGGGUGAAGCGCGAGUCCGAGGAGCCCGACCACGCUCCCGUAACACCCGCGCCGCUUCGAGAGAGCCCCCGCAAGAGGCAAUCACGGUCCACGAGCGCUCAAUUGCAGCCCGCGUCCGACACCGAUACAGGCCCCGACGCCGAACCGCCUCGGUCGGUUAGACGCGACCGGCGCAUGACCCCAAUCCCGAAGCUCGAGCCGCCGGAGGAAGAAGAGGUCUUUUUCAAACAGACACCCCAGACCGCUAGCGUCUUCAGCAGCGACAACCCGUUCCAGAGCGGCACCAACUCGCCAAUUUCUCCCCUGAAAACUCCCACCAACCGCCGCAAGACAGCCGGAUUGGAUUCGCUGCUUCGGCAAACGCCCUCUACUGCUCGCAGGAGGACGGACGGCUAUGCCUUCGUUGACGAAAUGGAGCCUUCUGCCGUCUCUCGGGAUAUCGAGAUUCCGCUCGGGCGGGGCGCAAGAGCAAGAACGCCUGAUAUGGAGCCCGAUCUUGAGCCUGAUGAGGAGUUUACUCCGGAUGAGCAAUUGGCGCUUACCCAGGAAGAGGCCGCACACCCCGAGGUGGCUGUUGCCCGACAAGCACCUCAACCUGCUAAGCGCGGCUCGAGUCUGUCGACCCCGUUUUGGGUUCUUGUGACAACUCUCCUCAUUGCAUAUGGGGCCUGGUACAGGCAGGAGAAGAUGGCAGUGGGAUAUUGCGGGCUCGGCCGGCCGCCGACCCAGCUCAUCCCAGCAAGCAUUCAACUUCCGGAGUGGGCUGUCGAAUUGGGCGCCAAGUACGACCUUGGGGAUAUCCAAAAUUUCCCGGUUCCCGAUUACCUUACCGGCGCUCUCGAGCCGCAGUGCGAACCCUGCCCCCCGCAUGCGUACUGCUACGAGGACUUCACGGCUCGCUGCGAACCUGACUUCAUCCUGAAGCCCCACCCGCUUUCUCUGGGCGGUCUCGUCCCCCUGCCGCCUACGUGCGAACCCGACGGUGAGAAAGUCCGGCGCGUCCAGGCUGUCGCCGACAAGGCCGUCGAGGAGCUGCGUGACCGGAGGGCCAAAUACGAGUGUGGCGAGUCCCUCGAGCCCGAGGAGAAAGAGCUGAAAGAGAUCCUCAACAAGAAGCGCAGCAAGAGAAUGGCCGCCGAUGAAUUCGACGAACUGUGGAGCGCUGCCAUUGGCGAAGUCAAGUCCAGAGAGGAAGUUGAGGUCAAGCAGGAGGAACCCGAGGCCCCAGCACCCGUCGCCGGACCCAUAGAACCGGAGGUGCCUCCAGUUUUCCAAGCACCAAACUAUCGUCCACCUCUCUCGCUAGCCUUUCGUACUCCUGCGCGCUCCGGCGGUCGGUCAAGCUCGGAGUGGCUCGACAUCGACUCAGCAUUGGUGGAGUGAUCUUCCUGAUCCUGUCCGUCAUCUACGGCCGCCGCCGUUUCAUUCACAACCGCGCCCUGGCGGCGCAGAUCCCCGCGUUGGUGAACGAGGUGCUCGACCGGCUCGCGAGCCAGAAGGAGGUCGCCUUCGAGACGGGCGACGACGACGCCUUCCUCUUCCUGCCGAACCUGCGCGACGACGUGCUCCGCGCGCUGCACCGCCUCGCCGACCGCGAGCGCCUCUGGCAGCGCGUGCGCGCCGUCGUCGAGCAGAACAGCAACGUCCGCACGGGGCAGCGCGAGGGC
Chaetomium fimeti is the source of this 2339-nucleotide messenger RNA. RefSeq names its product Man1-Src1p-C-terminal domain-containing protein. Gene Ontology annotation, cellular component: nuclear inner membrane. The record is from RefSeq and is a predicted model, not a curated record. The transcript is spliced from 3 exons. Gene Ontology annotation, molecular function: chromatin binding. NCBI's taxonomy places the organism in Eukaryota, Fungi, Ascomycota, Sordariomycetes, Sordariales, Chaetomiaceae. Bases 349 to 2055 code for a protein of 568 amino acids.